Cherax quadricarinatus is the source of this 1990-nucleotide messenger RNA. Its product is annotated as zinc finger protein 300-like. Gene Ontology annotation, biological process: regulation of transcription by RNA polymerase II. Lineage: Eukaryota; Metazoa; Arthropoda; Malacostraca; Decapoda; Parastacidae. Gene Ontology annotation, cellular component: nucleus. The record is from RefSeq and is a predicted model, not a curated record. Gene Ontology annotation, molecular function: RNA polymerase II cis-regulatory region sequence-specific DNA binding; DNA-binding transcription factor activity, RNA polymerase II-specific.
AUGUUUAGUAGAAAAGAACAUCUUACAAAACAUAUGAGAGUACAUACAGGAGAUAAACCAUAUCAAUGUUCAGAGUGUCUGAAAGGUUUUAGUGUAAAAAGCAGUCUUGUGUCACAUAUGAGAGUACAUACAAGAGAUAAACCAUAUCAAUGUUCUGAGUGUCUGAAAUGUUUUAGUAUAAAAAGCAGUCUUGUGUCACAUAUGGGAGUACAUACAGGAGAUAAACCAUAUCAAUGUUCAGAGUGUCUGAAAUGUUUUAGUGUAAAAAGAUAUCUUGUCAAACAUAUGAGAGUACAUACAGGAGAUAAACCAUAUCAGUGUUCUGAGUGUCUGAAAUGUUUUAGUAUAAAAAGUACUCUUGUGUCACAUAUGAGAGUACAUACAGGAGAUAAACCAUAUCAAUGUACUGAGUGUCUGAAAUGUUUUAGUAUAAAAAGAAAUCUUGUGACACAUAUGAAACUACAUUCAGGAGACAAGCCAUAUCAAUGUUCUAAGUGUCUGAAAUGUUUUAGUCAAAAAGGCAGUCUUGUGACACAUAUGAGAGUACAUACAGGAGAUAAACCAUAUCAAUGUUCAGAGUGUCUGAAAUGCUUUAGUGUAAAAGGCAAUCUUGAGAAACAUAUGAGAGUACAUACAGGAGAUAAACCAUAUCAAUGUUUAGAGUGUCUGAAAUGUUUUAGUAUAAAAAGCAGUCUUGUGUCACAUAUGAGAGUACAUACAGGAGAAAAACCAUAUCAAUGUUCUGAGUGUCUGAAAUGUUUUAGUGAAAAAAGUUAUCUUGUGAAACAUACGAGAGUACAUACAGGAGAUAAACCAUAUCAAUGUUCAGAGUGUCUGAAAUGUUUUAGUAUAAAACGCAGUCUUGUGUUACAUAUGAGAGGACAUACAGGAGAUAAACCAUAUCAGUGUUCAGAGUGUCUGAAAUGUUUUAGUAUAAAAAGCAGUCUUGUGACACAUAUGAGAGUACAUACAGGAGAUAAACCAUAACAAUGUUUAGUGUCUGAAAUGUUUUAGUAUAAAAAGCAGUCUUGUGUCACAUAUGAGAGUACAUACAGGAGAUAAACCAUAUCAAUGUUCAGAGUGUCUGAAAUGUUUUAGUAUAAAAAGAUAUUUUGUGAAACAUAUGAGAGUACAUACAGGAGAUAAGCCAUAUCAAUGUUCUGAGUGUCUGAAAUGUUUUAGUGAGAAAAGCAGUCUUGUGACACAUACAAGAGUACAUACAAGAGAUAAACCAUAUCAAUGUUCUGAGUGUCUGAAAUGUUUUAGUAAAAAAAGCAGUCUUGUGAAACAUACACGAGUACAUUCAGGAGAUAAAACACAUUAGUGUUUAAUGCUUCAAAAAUAUUUUAGUUAUAAACUCAUCAGAAUAUAUAAAAUGGAUAUACCCUAACAGUGUUGAGAGUGAAAUAUGUUAAUGAAAUGUCAGUCAUAUAAAUCUUAUAAAUUCAUAGAGGAGAUAAGUUGUAUUAAUGUUCAGAAUAUCUUAUAUAUUUUAUAAAAAGAGCAGACUUAUGUAUUCACAAGAGGUAAUAUAGAGCAUAAACAAUAUAUAUGGAAAAUACUGUAAGGUCAAGACUGUAAUCUGCUUACUGCAGUAAUCAAGAAUUCUGAAGUGAAAUAUUCGAAGAAUAACAGUAGUGAAAUAUUCAGUGAACAACACUAGUGAAAUAUUCUGCAAGGGGUUGGUAGCUUUAAGACAAGCCAAUAAAUGAACAGUACUUCCCAUCUCCAGGACUUGAGUCCUGGAAAUGGAAAGUACAGUGCCUGCACUCUGAAGGAGGGGUGUUAAUGUUGCAGUUUAAAAACUGUAGUGUAAAGCACCCUUCUGGCAAGAUAGUGAUGGAGUGAAUGAUGGUGAAAGUUUUUCUUUUUCUGGCCACCCUGCCUUGGUGGGAAUCGGCCAGUGUGUUAAUAAAAAAAAUAAAUACUAAGCUACUUACGACAGCUCAGUGUCCUGCAUCUGCCUCUAGAACAUUAUAUGGAGCCGAUA